AUGCAUGUUGCUCGAGGAUAUCACACAGCAUCCACGUUGGCAAAUGGAUCAGUAUUAGUUACUGCUGGAUACAACGGUAGUUAUCUUGAUAGUGCUGAAUUGUACAAUCCAUCAAUAGGCAUUUGGACAACCACAGGCAGCAUGAAUACCGCACGAUUUCUUCACACAGCAUCCACACUAGCAAAUGGAUCAGUAUUAGUUUCUGGUGGAUAUAAGACUGGUGUUCUCAGUAGUGCUGAAUUGUACAAACCAUCAACAGGCACUUGGACAACCACAGGCAGCAUGAGUGUCGCACGAUAUAUGCACAUAGCAUCCACAUUAGCAAAUGAAAAAAUACUAGCUACUGGUGGAUUAAGCGGUAGUAGUUCUUCCAAUAGUGCUGAGUUGUACAAUCCAUCAUCAAACACUUGGGCAACUACAGGAAGCAUGCAUGUCGCACGAUAUAUGCACACAGCAUCCACAUUAGCAAAUGGAUUCGUAUUAGUUACUGGUGGAUACAACGGCAGUUAUCUUAAUAGUGCUGAAUUGUACAAUCUAUCAGCAGGCACUUGGACAACCACUGGCAGCAUGGGUACCGCACGAGGUUAUCACACAGCAUCCACAUUAGCAAAUGGAUCAGUACUAGUUACUGGUGGAUGCGGUGGUGCUGCUUGCAAUAGUGCUGAAUUGUACAAUCCAUCAACAGGUACUUGGACGGCUGCUGGAAGCAUGAAUGUCGCACGUUAUUAUCAUACAGCAUCCACAUUAACAAAUGGAUUCGUAUUAGUUACUGGUGGAUGCAGCGGUGCUGCUUGCAGUAGUGCUGAAUUAUAUAAUCCAUUAACAGGCACUUGGGCAACUACAGGAAGCUCAAACGGCGCACGACAAUAUCACACAGCAUCUACAUUAGCAAAUGGAAAAGUAUUAGUUACUGGAGGGAACAACGGUGGUUAUCUCAAUAGUGCUGAGCUUUAUUAA
This is a messenger RNA of Adineta steineri, 957 nucleotides long. The record is from the annotation of a GenBank genome assembly. Lineage: Eukaryota; Metazoa; Rotifera; Eurotatoria; Adinetida; Adinetidae.